UAUUUCCUCCUCGCUUGCUACUAGUUUGCCUUCACUUGUUCAGCCUUCACUCUGAGAGGAGGAGGAGGCUGAUAUAUGAUUGGCCAGGCGGGGACUGGUAGUCCGGAGGCUGGCAUUGAGAGGCUGGCGUUGAUCCCCGUGUUCAUGUUUACACCUUGCGGACGGGGAAGAGGCAAGACACACAGGGGCCCGGAGCAAAGUCGGGAAGUCCAGUCUGUGGUGUUCGAGGCUACCUGACAGCAUCACCCCGUGGUACUUCUUUUUCUUUUUUUUCUUUUUAAAAACUAAACCGAGUUUUUCUUAGUGGGGAAUCGGACCCUCUCGUUUGAUUGAAGCUUCCAUUCAGAGCAGCGAUGCGUCAAACUUUUUGGUGACUCUCGCUGCACCUCUGCACUCCCAGCCAAGCAGGGUACAAGUGGAGCUGGAUAUGAAGGCGACCAGGAAUAGUCCCGGCAGAUUGUUUCUUUAUAUUCACAGGGUGUGAUACCCGCGGACCUUUUCAAACUUUGAUUGCGCACGGAAAUUACACCCUUUCAGCCUUUCGCUGCUUGGUGAUGGAUGUGUUUUGAGCGGUUAUUUUGUUUGCGUCAACAGUCAAGAGUCAGCUAUUUACCAAAACAACAGCCGCCAACUCAGUUCCUCAAUUACUGGACUCGUUGUUGUUUGUGUUUUUUUUUUCACCCUGAGAAAUCAUUCAGACUUUGUUGGACAACAGCGCCUUGGUGUAUCAAAAGAUCCGCAGGUUACGCGGUGUGGACAACCACCCGGGACGAUUCGCGACGGCGUAGCCGGAAAAGAUGCGCUCUGCUCGGAUACAGCGUGACCAAGGUCUCGGUCCUCUGGUUCUUCUCCUCCUCCUGGUCGGGGGGCAUGUCGUGUCUGGCACUGAGAGCAGCGACUACAGCGAGGCCGAGGUUCUACCCGACUCCUUCCCAUCGGCACCGGCAGAACCUCUCCCAGAAUUCCUGCUGGAACCAGAGGACGCUUUCAUCGUCAAGAACCGACCAGUCCAGCUGCGCUGCCGGGCUUCACCAGCCACUCAGAUCUACUUCAAAUGUAAUGGAGAAUGGGUCAAUCAAAACGAUCACAUUACCAGAGAGAGCCUGGACCAGAUUACAGGUCUGGUGGUGAGGGAAGUGGACAUCUCGGUCUCGAGGACCCAGGUGGAGGAACUGUUCGGGCUGGAGGACUACUGGUGCCAGUGUGUGGCCUGGAGCUCAGCUGGCACCACUAAGAGCAACCGUGCCUACGUUCGCAUUGCAUACCUGAGGAAGAACUUUGAGCAGGAGCCUCUGGGGCGGGAGGUGCGACUCGAGCAGGAGGUGCUGCUGCAGUGUCGACCCCCGGAGGGCAUGCCCGCUGCUGAGGUGGACUGGUUGAAGAAUGAGGAUGUCAUAGAUCCAUCGCGGGACUCCAAUUUCCUGAUCACGAUCGAUCACGAUCUGAUCAUCAAACAGGCCAGACUGUCGGACACGGCUAAUUACACCUGUGUGGCUCGUAACGUGGUGGCCAAAAGACGCAGCAGCACAGCUACUCUCAUCGUUUAUGUGAGCGGAGGUUGGUCUUCUUGGACUGAAUGGUCAGAGUGUAAUGCUCGGUGCGGGCGGGGCUGGCAGCGUCGAACACGCAGCUGCACCAAUCCUGCUCCUCUUAAUGGAGGAGCCUUCUGUGAGGGCCCACCCGUCCAGAGAGUAACUUGCACCACACUGUGCCCAGUGGACGGAGGGUGGACAGAGUGGGCAAAGUGGUCGGCCUGUGGGACAGAGUGCACCCACUGGCGCAGCCGUGAGUGCCAAGCCCCCCCACCCAUAAACGGAGGAAAGCACUGCAGUGGCAGCAUGAUGGAGAGCAAAAACUGCACCGAGGGGUUGUGCGCACGAAAUAAAAAGAUUUCUAUUGAACAUGCAAGCCAUCCUCUGGCCCCAGGUAUGGGUGUAGCGGUCUACACUGGUCUGGUGGUGGCCCUGCUGCUGAGUGUGAUAAUGGUGCUGUGCGUGGGAGUGCUCGCAUACCGUCGCAGAUGCCGCCAUCUCCACGGAGACAUCACCGAUUCCUCGUCUGCGCUCACCGCCGCGUUCCACCCUGGCAACUACAAGCCUCCCAGACAGGAUAACCCUCACCCUCUGCAUCCUUCAGCUCCUCCGGAUUUGACAGCCACAGCGGGGGCUUUCCGUGGACCGCUCUUCUCCCUGCAGCAGGGGGUCAACGACAGCCCCCACAAAAUCCCCAUGACCACCUCCCCUUUGCUGGACCCGCUGCCCAGCCUCAAAAUCAAGGUGUAUAACUCCUCCACGCUUUCAUCCCUGGAGCUUCCCGCCGACAUGUGCAUAGGUGACGGAGAGAUCCUCAGCUUGAAGUCGGUGGGUACUGUGGGUAGAGAGCGGGAAUAUCCCGGCCACACGUUGUCCAGAGAGCCGGGCUUGAGUACCAGCGCCACCCUGGGAAAUCUGGGAGGACGUCUUACCAUCCCCAAUACAGGUGUGAGUUUGCUGGUCCCCCCUGGUACGAUCCCUCAGGGGAAGUUCUACGAGAUGUACCUCAUUAUCAACAAAUGGGACAAAACAACGUUGCCCUCUGAAGGCAGUCAGACUGUACUGAGUCCUGUGGUGAGCUGUGGUCCAUCUGGUAUGCUUCUGAAUCGCCCCGUGGUCCUUACCUUGCCCCACUGUGCCCAGUUAGACACACCUACACCUGACUGGACGCUCACACUGAAGACACAAACACACCAGGGGGCAUGGGAGGAGGUGCUGACUGUCGGGGAGGAGACCUUGUCGUCUCCGUGCUACCUGCAGCUGGAAGAGGAGUGUUGCCACGUUCUGAUGGAGCAGCUGGGAACAUACAGCCUUGUGGGGCAGUCCUGCCCUCCACAACCUGCCUGCAAACGCCUGCAGCUGGCUCUGUUCGCCCCCCGAGCACCAUGCCUCUCUCUGGACUACAGCCUCCGGAUCUACUGUAUCCAUGACACCCCACAUGCACUCAAGGAGGUGCUGGAUUUGGAGAGAAGUCUAGGCGGAGUUUUGCUGGAGGAUCCCAAGCCGCUGCUCUUCAAAGAUAGUUACCACAAUCUGCGCCUGUCCAUCCACGACAUUCCUCACUCUCACUGGAGAAGCAAACUUCUGGCCAAAUAUCAGGAGAUCCCGUUCUAUCAUAUUUGGAGUGGCAGUCAGAGGCCACUGCACUGCACCUUCAGCCUGGAGAGAGGCAGCCUGGCAGUGUCGCAGCUCACCUGUAAGAUCUGCGUCCGACAGGUGGAAGGGGAGGGACAGAUAUUCCAGCUGCUCACGGACAUCCAGGAGACUCUACCACCACACUCACCGCUCCCCCCGGGAGGCUCCUGCCUACCUUCCUCUCAAGUGGGACCGUAUGCCUUUCGCUUGCCUGACUCCAUCCGCCAUAAGAUCUGUGCCAGUUUGGAUGCUCCCAGCGCUCGAGGCUGUGACUGGAGACUACUGGCUCGCAGUCUGGGCUUUGACAGGUAUUUGAACUACUUUGCCACAAAGCCCAGCCCCACAGGUGUUCUACUGGACUUAUGGGAAGCUUGUCACCAAGGUGACGCAGACCUGGUCUCUCUGGCGACCGCACUGGAGGAGAUGGGCAAAAGUGAGGUGCUAGUUGUCAUGACAACAGAUGGCGAUUGUUGAUUGGUCAAGAAACAAGAGCGCAAGCAAGACAUUUUUUUUCACCCCCGUGAUGAAAAUAAGAAUACCUGCCUAUGAAUAUGCACAACCUGGCACAAAUCACACAGAGCAUUUUGAUUGCUUCACAUGUACUGUAUUACCUCUGCCUCAUCUCACCUUCCCAUAAUCAGCCACUGUAGCCACCAUAACCCAUUCCCAUGCAGGCUAUCGAACUGCUAACUUGAUUCAGUUUAAAUCCUCCAAAGCAAUGUUGCAUCUGCAAGAUGUGAAACCAAUUUGAGGGUAUCAAGGCGUAAAAUGAGUGUUAGAGUCAUCUGUCAAAUGUGGUGUUCUUCAAAAACUGAAAAUGGCAUUAUUCUUGUAUAUAAAUAACAGUGCUUUGGGACAAACAAACACAAGAAAAAUCCAUGUAUUCAACACACUGAAGCACGCACAAUAACACAGACGCUAACAUGGGAUUAGCCGUGUUUGAGUAGCAGCAUGAAAGUGCAUGAUUUAACACCAUCUCACCUCAUGGUAGGGGCUUUUGUUUUCUCCAUUUUCAUUCUGUGUGCGCAGUGAAUGACAGGCAGGACCGACCAGCCUGCAGCCUCUCUGGGCUACACACACUCUCCAAAACACACACACACACACACACACACACACACACACACACACACACACACACACACACACACACACACACACACACACACACGGACAAAAUGGUCAUUAAUCGUCUUUGAAUCAGACAGGCUAGGAUUUCUUGUCCAACCACUUCGACUGACAAAUCGUCUAAGGAUCGAACCCUCAAGGUUUGAAACAUAAAAAAGUUGCCUCUUUUCUUUGUGGUAGGAGGGUGGAUUGUGAAGUUUUCUUUUUCCUGUUUUUUUUAUGGAAUUGGCGAAAAAAAAAAAAACUAGACUGACUCUUUAUAUUGUACCAAGAAAUGCCUCAAAGCCUUGGCAUAUCAUUCCGACUCACAGGGGUGUUUCUCUUUCAUCUCUCCUUGCAUUCGUCUAUCGCUCUGCCACACUAAUCUGUUGAGAAUAAACUGGAGGAGAGCUUUCCGAUCAUCCCUUAAAAGUUUCCUUUGGGGAACGCUCUUUAAUUUAUUAUCCAUAUUUGUGGAUUGUUUGUGUGUUUUUUUUAAAUUGUCAUUGGUGUUACGAUCAUAUAGAACCUGUUUUAUCAUUUCUGCUUGUUUAGGCGACUGAGAUGCUUCGUAUUAUUUUUGAUGCUAGUAGAGCAGGCCAAAUGGGAGAGUUUGGUGCACGGUGGAUGUUGUGAAUAACAAAAAAAACAUUAUUUUUUGAAUGUUGUGCAUCUAUUCAAAAUGUAAAAUAUAUUCUGUAAGACGACAUUAGAGGUGGUCAAACGUCCUGGUGAAUUUGCUGUAUUUUGGGUGCAUUUUGCUUUGUUGUGACUCUACAGUUCGGAGAUGAUUAUAGAAUCGACCGCCUUGAAUCAAAUGGGCAACAAGGGACCUUGAAAUUUACCUCAACGCUAAUUGAAUUAUGCUACAGUCUGUUUUCUGUCCACCACUCGUCUACAUACGUCCAUAUACAUCGUCCUGUAACUCAUUAUUAUCUCCCUCGUCUUAGUUUCGUCAAAUCUCGUAGACCUUUUUUACUCAGCAGCCUGCUUUGUGGUCAGGGUCCUCCAGCUGUUUGCAUUAUCAAUAUUGUCCUGUCGGUUUUUGUUCGACGGGUAUUGAAAUGCUGUCACGCUGUAACAUUAUCAUUACUUAGAUUCUGUGUUACCGAGUCGUUCUCUCCCUCAAAGCAAAAAAAAAAAGAAGAAGAAAAGUGUUCAUAUCUUUGAAACCACAAAAACCAAAACACAGGCAGUAUCCCUCCUCUUCAGCAGUGAGUCAUGUCACUGUUUUGCGUGAAUGAACUGAGCGCGUGCAUGUGUGCGUGCGCGUGUGAGUGGGUAUGUGUGGGCAGGUGGGUGUGCACGUACAGUAUGUGCACAUUCUUAAGAUCUGUCAUUUCUCUUUGUAAGUGCUAUGCAAGUACAAAAGAAAAGUGAAGCAUUUUGACUUCUUUUGUUUCCUGGAAGAGUAAUUCUAUUUUUUCAGAUCAGGACAUUGACAGGGUUUUGAUUUUGUAUCCUAAAGUGGUUCAAGAGUGAUUUUAAGUGGGAAUUCUCCAUCUGGAUUGGAAGAAUUGGAUCACUGACCAGGGAAGCUACUACGGAAAAAAUCACAAGUGGAAAAAUAAGACAAAGUGGUGCAAUGGCCACAGUACAAGUUGUCAUACCAUCGUGAACUCUUGCCCUGCGGGUCUUUGCCGUGAAGAAAUACCUGAACACAGCCAGUUCAGUGCUUUGGGUCCCAGAACACUGCAGGACAUUUUUUCUUUCUUCAAUUCCUGUUACAGAGACUGGCUAGCUGUAGACUGCAGUGUUUAUUCGUCCAGAUUUCUUAAGUGUCUGCUGGAGCUUUGGCCAUAACUCUGGAUAAUUUAUGCUGGAGCUGUACUGGAUUCAAACUUGCUCCCAUCAAAGAGUCAAAUUCAGCCUUUGUUCACAAAGUCAGACAUUUUUACAACAAAAAGGAAAAAAAUACUAAAUGGAUUCAGUGACAUUAUUUUAUCUCUGUAAAGUACCAAUUGUAAAUAAAUGUCUAGCCUUCUUACCUGUAACUAAAUAUAAUUUUUAUGCAAUAAAUUAUAUUUCUUAGUUUAA
Acanthochromis polyacanthus (spiny chromis) is the source of this 6308-nucleotide messenger RNA. RefSeq names its product unc-5 netrin receptor B (gene unc5b). The coding region runs from base 798 to 3641 and encodes 947 amino acids. The record is from RefSeq and is a predicted model, not a curated record. NCBI's taxonomy places the organism in Eukaryota, Metazoa, Chordata, Actinopteri, Pomacentridae. Gene Ontology annotation, biological process: anterior/posterior axon guidance; netrin-activated signaling pathway. Gene Ontology annotation, cellular component: membrane. The transcript has 17 exons. Gene Ontology annotation, molecular function: protein binding; netrin receptor activity.